Molecule: messenger RNA, 690 nt
Organism: Drosophila ananassae
Lineage: Eukaryota; Metazoa; Arthropoda; Insecta; Diptera; Drosophilidae
Exons: 1
Coding region: 94-534 (146 amino acids)
Source: RefSeq, a predicted model, not a curated record
UCGUCUGGCAACUCGGUGUCUUUGGAAACUGCCAACUCGGUGGAGUUGCGACAGUUAGCAUCGCUCAGAAGGCCAUUGUUUGUUUGUUGUUCCAUGGGAGGUGGUCUAGUCCUUGAAGGAGGACAGGUCCAGGAGGAAAUGGCUAGAAGGCGGGGCAGGAGCAGAAGCGAGCAGCGUCGUCGUCGCCGGAGAAGGAGGAGCAAGCCCAGCCCAGCGGGCAAAGCCAAGCCACCGAAGAACCAAGAGGACUGCUCCCAAGUCUGGAUGAACACCUACAGGAGUCUGGUCGAGUGGCACCGCAACCAGGUCCUAAGGCUGUGUCCUGCCAGUAAGCCCGAAGAGGAGGAGGAGGAGGCGGAGGAGGUUGUGACAUCUUCCCACUUGGACUACGUGUAUGAGAGCUCCUCCUCUGAGGAUGAGUCCGAGCCCAUUGACGAGGAGUACCUCAAGUUUCUGGAGGUCACCAUCAAGCACCAGGAGAAGCUCAGACAACAAAAAGAAGAUGGCUCCGUUUCGAGAAGCUUUUUAGAUUAGGAGGAAAAUGAUUAUUUUAAAACUGGACUUGAAUUUUAAUUUUCUAAGAAUAUUAUGUUAAGAAUAAUGACUACUUUUUGUAAUUGAUUAGGCAUUUAUUCAAAUCCAAACAAUUAUAUAUACAUUUUAAGGAAACUAAUGGUUUCUUGAUCAAUA